GACAUUAUUCACACCCCCCAUUUCCCUUCACCUUCUUCUUCUUCUUCUUCCAAAGAGAAAAAAAAAUCUCAAAUUUCUCCAUUUUCACUUGUUGAUCCAAAAAUUCAAGAAAAAUGAGGAUUCGAAAACCCAUACCCAAUUCACCAUCUUCGUCUUCAUCAUCGUCGUCAUCUUCAUCUUCUUCAUCUUCCUUGUACACGUUCUCUUCCCUAACAGAUAACUCCUUUGCUUCAUCCAUAGAUUCAUCUUCCUCAACUUCAACUUCUUCCUCUAUCACCACUGCUAGAUGUCAAGGCCUUGAUCUGCUAGUCAAGGCCAUUCAUCAGGUUACUGAUGGUUCUGUUGUGGGUGUUCCUUACAUUCAGAAAAGGGUCAUCACGAGGAGGAGGAGAAGAGUUUUGAGCUUUGAAAGGUUUUUUAUAGCAGAGUGUUUUGAGAAACAGGAUGAUGGGGUGAAGUGCAAAGAUGGGUCGUUGCCUAAAAGACAGCAAAGGAAGAGAUUGAAGACUGUUCCGACUAAGUAUCAAGAUUCAGCGAUGAUUCAGUCAUCGAAGCCGAAACCCAAAAGCCGGAGACUUCAGAGAUCUGCUAAGAUUUGUGAGGAAUUGGGGUCGUGAAACUGUUUUUCUCUAUUUUGAUUCUUCUCUUUUUCCGAGAUCUUAGAUGAUCUUGUUCUCUUAGAGGUAUCAAUUUGAUAUAUAGUAUUUUUGCUUUUUUUUUUUUUGGUGGAUGGGUAAUUUUUCUGUUUUCAAUUUGUAAUGGAGUAUGUUAUAGUGAAUUUUCGAUCAAUGAAGAUAUGGUGAAAAUUGAAAAUUUUGGGGUAUCAGAUUCUGAUCUGACUUGUGAAUCUUUUGGAUUUCAUAGUAGCUACUCAAUAUUUGUAUUCUACUAGAUUUUAGAUUUAUGAAAUUGGUUAGUAUCCCAAGAUGAAAUUUUGAAAGA
Messenger RNA from Solanum pennellii, 942 nucleotides. RefSeq names its product vitellogenin-like. The transcript has a single exon. The coding region runs from base 114 to 617 and encodes 167 amino acids. The record is from RefSeq and is a predicted model, not a curated record. Lineage: Eukaryota; Viridiplantae; Streptophyta; Magnoliopsida; Solanales; Solanaceae.